Papilio machaon (common yellow swallowtail) is the source of this 1988-nucleotide messenger RNA. Its product is annotated as regulator of hypoxia-inducible factor 1. The coding region runs from base 9 to 1952 and encodes 647 amino acids. The transcript has 13 exons. The record is from RefSeq and is a predicted model, not a curated record. Lineage: Eukaryota; Metazoa; Arthropoda; Insecta; Lepidoptera; Papilionidae. Gene Ontology annotation, molecular function: acyltransferase activity, transferring groups other than amino-acyl groups.
UGGACAAAAUGUGGUGGUUAGUGCUCUGUAUUUUAAAUGGUGUUUUCAGUGAAAAUGUCACAGAGGUUAAAGAAAAUGUUACAGAGAUCUUCGACUACCAUUCCAUGCCAGCGCUGUCAGAACUGGAUGACUUCGAUAUUUGCUUGAAGAAACCAGACGCUGUCUACUGCAUAGUAGACCUUGAACUUCUGGAAGACGAUACACCGCUGUAUCAGUUUAUAAAGAAUUUCUCAUCCAUAUCAUACACAAAUUAUAAACAUACGAAGCUGCACCGCGGUGUUUGCGGCUCCCAGCAUUGCGGUCUGACUGUCAGCCAUGCGAAUGUCACGCAAUCUACGGCAAUUGCAUUAAGAGAGUGCUUCAAUGCAACCAUACAUCAGGGAUAUGGGUUACAGGUGGAUUCACUAUCAGUUCGUUAUUGUAAAACACAAGCUGAUAGACUACCGAUUGAUUUCUUGGAUUACUUCAUAGGAGCCAUUUUAUUAAUACUUUUAUUUAUCAACCUUGGAUGUUCCGCUUACCACUUCUUCUGGCCAGCGGAGAAAGGAAAAGGCAAUAGAUUCAUGUUGGCUUUCUGCGUUCAAAAGAAUUGGAAGGCUCUAAAACAUGGUGGCAGUGCUGAUGGUGGUAUCUUCAAAUGUUUCCAAGCUAUGAGAUUUUAUACAAUGGUGAUGAUACUCGGUCUUCACUCUAUGAUCUUCAUAGGCUAUGGUUACACAGCCAAUCCCGAAUUUAUUGAACAAUCGUACGAUGACUUCUUCAAAUCUCUGCUGUUCAAUGCACGUGUCAUCGUGCAGAUAUUCUUUGUGAUGGGUGGCUUCCUGAUGGCUUAUAAGAUGUUCUCAUAUGCAGAGACACAUCCUUUCAGUUUUAAAACUAUACCAAUGGCUAUUAUCAAUAGAUGGGUUAGACUGAUGCCGGCAGUGCUGGUGGUGAUGGGCCUAGCGAUGACGUGGGUGCCCCAUUUAGGCUCGGGGCCGAUGUGGGACGCCGUGGUGAAGAGGGAGAGAGAUAUGUGUCGUAGCAACUGGUGGCAACUUGUUAUACUAAUGCCUAAUCUGUUCCCCUUCGAACAUUUAUGUAUGCCGCAAGCUUGGUACCUCGGCACCGACACCCAACUCUUCCUGAUGACCCUGGUGGUACUGUUAGUGAUCUGGCGCUGGCCGAGGUCCGGAAUCCCCGUACUGUCAGGAGUGAUGGUUAUCAGUCUACUGAUACCUUUCCUACAGAGUUACUUCAUGGACCUAAUGCCGAUAAGAGUCAGUAUAUUCCCAGAAUCGAUUCGAGAUAUUUUUGGCUACAAUGAUACUUUCUACCACGCUUACGUGUCGGCUCAAGGCAACUGGGCUGGCUAUCAUCUCGGAGUACUGACAGCUUACUUCUAUCAUAGAGCUCAAGCGGAAAAGUGGAAUUUAAAGGAUUCGCUGUUUCUGAAGCUAUUGUUCGUGACCUCAAUCCCCAUCGCUAUGGGCACAGUACUAAUGGGCUGGGAUCUCCACCACCGACGCGCGUCUGCUUUCGAGUCUGCUGUAUUCAACGCCCUCAACCAGAACUUCUUUGCUCUCGCCAUCUGCGUGUUUUUCAUUGGCUGUUUCUAUAGAUGCAAUAAAAUAUACGUGAACUCUGUGGAAUGGGGACCGCUGCAGCCGCUUGGCAGACUUUCUUACUGUGCGAUGCUGCUCCACGCAACUGUACUCAGGACAUACGGCGGCCAAAUGAGGAGGUCGUUCUACGCCACAGAUUAUACUGCUAUCAUGCUUUUCGCUGGUAUCGUUUGUACAACCUUCCUCUUCUCUCUACCACUCUAUCUCUUCGCGGAAGCCCCAGCCUGUCAACUUCAGAAGAUACUCCUCAGUCCCAGAAGACCACAGAAGGAAGAGGAUGCCAACGGCAAUCAAGUCAAGCCUGGCAUCUCUACAGUUUCUGUGUCUACUGUUUCCACGCAUAUUUAGUUUAGACUACUUCUAGAAAAUAUUGUUCUUCAUAUA